AUUCCAGGGGGCGAGCGUUGGGGCCAAAGGCUCGCUGGCGUCUCGGAGGCGGGCUAAUCGGUGGCGGCCAAAGCAGAGCGGAGCCUUGUGACACCCGAAAGUCCGUCAAGUUUUCCUGGAGUAAGUGUGGACGUCUCUGUAAGUGUGAAGCCAUCAUGGUGGCAUUUAAAGGCAUCUGGACUCAGCCCUUUUGGAAAGCUGUUUCAGCAGAAUUUUGGGCAAUGCUAAUUUUUGUCCUCCUCAGCCUCGGAUCUACAAUCAACUGGGGUGGAACAGAAAAGCCUCUCCCUGUAGACAUGGUCCUGAUCUCUCUCUGCUUUGGACUCAGCAUUGCAACAAUGGUGCAGUGCAUUGGACAUAUCAGUGGUGGCCAUAUUAACCCUGCCGUGACUGUUGCAAUGGUCUGUACUCAGAAGAUCAGCCUUGCCAAAUCUAUCUUCUACAUUGCAGCCCAGUGCCUUGGUGCCAUCGCAGGAGCAGGAAUCCUCUACCUUGUCACACCCCGAAGUGUGGUAGGGGGAUUGGGCAUUACCAAGAUACAUUCAGAUCUGACAGCUGGUCAUGGACUACUGGUGGAGUUGAUAAUUACUUUCCAACUGGUUUUCACUAUUUUUGCCAGUUGUGAUUCUAAGCGAAACGAUGUCACAGGUUCAGUGGCAUUAGCAAUUGGAUUAUCGGUGGCAAUAGGACAUCUGUUUGCUAUCAGCUACACAGGUGCUAGCAUGAAUCCGGCUAGGUCAUUUGGACCUGCAGUUAUCAUGGGAAAAUGGGACCAUCACUGGAUAUAUUGGGUGGGCCCAAUUAUAGGAGCAGUUCUCGCAGGGACGCUCUAUGAAUACGUCUAUUGUCCUGACGCUGAGCUCAAGCGCCGGCUCAAAGAAGCCUUUAAUAAGACAAGCCAGCAGUCCAAAGGGAAAUACAUAGAAGUAGAAGACACCAGGAGCCAGGUGGAGACGGAUGAUUUGCUCCUCAAGCCUGCAGCGGUCCAUGUCAUUGACCUCGAGAGAGGUGAUGAUAAGAAAGGAAGAGACCCAACUAAUGAGGUGUUAUCGUCUGUAUGACUAGGAAGGAGCACUGAAAGCAAAGAACAGUCUGCUAGCAUGCCCACAGAUAGCCUUCCACCCAUAAAAGAGACAGAUUUGUUGUAAAAUUAGGGAUCUACUACACCUUACAACUCUAGGGAGAUAUAGCAGCAUUGAAUUAGCUGUUCAAUUGGACCACAAUCCUUUCCGGUUGAAAAGGUAGUAGGUAACCAUGUCCAAGGAUCCUAGAUUAUUCCAGAUUCAUAAAUGUACUAUUGAUCAUGGCCACAGAAGGGGAAUCCAAUAUCCUGUACACAUCCUGAGUGACUUUUGAAAGAAGGCUUGAUUUUAAUUCAGGCAGUUUUGAGCAGGAAAUAGCAAUCACUAACAGUCAGAUUGACAGAUGAAACUUAUUUGAAGAUGCCCACAGAAACAGAAGACGUGUCUAUCAGAUUGUUCUUCUGACACUUAAUUGGCUGUUGUCAAUCCUGAUUAGAAUUUUAAUUACAGAAUCAGUCACAACAGGGCCAACAUGCAGGACACAACAAAUUCUUCCAAAGCAUUUGCCUUUUCUUCACCUCCCAUGCUUCUAAAUUAGUCCUUCUUACACCCUCUUUCCAUUUCUCCCAUACCACACUAGUGUAUUUCCCCCUUCCCUCCUCCAAAAGCCCUCUCUCUGAAAUGGGUAAUCUGCAUCUGAGGGCUGAUGUACCCAUAUAGGAAGGCUAGGAGCCUGCAGCUUUUUCUCUUAUCCAACUGAGAACAAACUUUCACAAAAUCAACUUGGUUAUCACAUACUCCGGCUAAAACGACAGAAGACGCACAGUGAACAAUGUAGGUCCAAAUUUUACUCCUUCUUCCAAUGAUGUAAUCCAGAGUUAAGCAUUUGGAAUGCCAGUACAUUUGAACAGGAGGCUUUCAGGCCCACAUCUAAGUGAAAUCAAAAGGAUAUUGAAAGAGAUUAAUUUGGGGUGGAUCAUGCCCAUGAAAAUUUGAGAGAUAUCAAAAAGAAGAGGAAGGCUGUUCUGUUUUCAGUGCACUUAAAUGAAGUAUUACUGGGGCAGUUUUUAUAACUGUGAUAUUAAACUACUUAUCAAUCUUGUAUGUUUACAUUUAAAUAUACAUAUAAUAACCAGGAGCUUACUUUCAAAUACUACUGGGAAAUACAUUGGUAAUGGGUGUUUUGUGCUAUGGCUAACAUCGUUAAUUUUAGAGCAGCUUGAAAUACAAUGCAUUUCCUAUACACAGAUCAUUUUUAAAUGUAGGAAAAACCAUGCAAUUGGAUGUAGAUUGCCACAUGUGAAAGACAUGUCUUAUUCCACUAUGCUCCCAUCCACCAUCCACAUGUUGGAAAGCUGUCAUGAGCAAAUCUGUCUUCUGGAGAGUUGUAGCCCAUGGCCACCUAAUUUUUUAAGGGUAAAAAUGGAGCAGAUAAGUGGCAUCCAUGAACUUUCAGUCGAUCAAGGAGCCAGAGCAUGGAAUAGCUUCCAACUUCGCAUGAUAUUGCACUGCUGAAUUGUGAACUUUUCAUUUAUGUGCUUUGCAUGCUUGGUCAAAACUGAGGAACACCUACACUUACUGAUUGUAUCCAGAACUGAUUUGUGCUAUGGCUGAGGUUUUCUGUACAGGCUCCUGUUCAGAGUUUAAUUAAUGAAAUGUGACAAUUACUUAGAACCACCCUGAAAAACACAUAUUCUUAUAUAAAAGGGUGUUAGCUCAGGCUUCUUUGCUGUUGGUUAAUAUUUCCAGGUAGGAAAGAGCACAUCAAGUUAUGUGUAACAAGAUGAGGGACAGCACACUUUUUCCUCCAUGAAUGUGAUAUUUAUAUGUUGUUUUGUUAUUGUUGUUUUAAGACUUCUUAUUUGAAGCAGCUCCAAAAUGAAGAGGGAAGAAAUGAGGGCAUGGCAAAUUGAAAUGAUGAAAGUACCAGCUCUUCCAACAGAUGAGCAUGAGAAAAAAAGAUAGCCAAGAUCUAAUAAGUAAAAGAAAUACUAUGUACUUUUUAGAAUUGUGAGUGACCAGUGGGGCCCAUUUUGAUGGACUAAAUGCAGGGAAAGUGAUUUUAUAUAGAAGUAAAUGUGAAUUACCUCAAUGAAAGAAAGGCUGGGCAACUCAGCCAACUGAGAACAAACUUUCACAAGUUUGUUUCUUUAAAGAUGCAUUACUUAGGAGUGGUACAGGUGGUCUGAGCAGAGCUUUAAAGAGUUAACUUUUUGGACUACAGCUCUCAGAAUCUCCCACCAGUAGCAGUCACUGGCCAUGUUGACAGGAGGCAAUGGGAGCUAUAGUCCAAAAAGUUGUUUUUCCAGUUUCUGAUUCUGAUGCAAACACAACAGUGGUGGGAUUGCUAUAGCUACACCACAGUUUGACUGUCCUGAGAAAAUGAUUAGACCACAACCACACAGAAUGUUUCAAAAAUGGUUUUGUACUGCUGGUAGAUUUACUCUUUGGUUAAAAUGCUGAAACUUCUCUUUAUACAUAAGACAGCAUUUUUAUGCUGUAAUGGUUCUCUUUAUAUUUGUAUUGUCAUAAGGUUGCAUCAACACAUAUUUAUACCAUACAUUACAUGUUUCCAUAAACUGUGAUCCACCUAGAAGUUUUUUCAGUGCCUGAUAAACUGUUUUACAAAUAGUCUUAAUGUGUUCAUCAUGUAGUUGAGAAAUGUUGCUGCCGUGUUGUUUAAGCAGAAGAUACAAAACACAGUGGUGCCUCGCAAGACAAACACCUCAUGGGACAAAAAACCUGCAAGACGAAUGGUUUUUGCGAUUGCUGUGGUGCCUCACAAGAUGACUUCUUCUAUAGACGUGCUUCUAUAGACAAUUUUUUCCCACAAGACCAAUGCCUCGCAAGACGAAAAUAAUUCAUUUGUCUUGCAAGGCUCCCAUAGCAAUGCAUUGCAGUGCAUUCCUAUGGGAAACCGCUUUUCGCCAGAUGAAAAUUUCACAAGACAGCACUACUCGCGGAACGAGUUAACUUUCAUCUUGCAAGGCACCACUGUACAUCAAAUGUAGGGCUAAGUCUUCUACUAGCCUUAAAUAGAUUAGACCCAUUGGAAUCAACUGAACUCCAAUUAACUCUGAUUAAGAAGUCCUAUUCAUUCAAUGGACUCACCUUUAAGUAUGAAUAAUGUUGGGUUUAGCCAAGAGAUAUCAACUUCUACUGUACAGUGAAAAUUAGAGGGGAAAAACCACAGCAGCAAAGGCAGGAAGAUGUGGCCCUUUGGAUGUUGUUAGGCUGCAACUCUCAUCCACAUUUGCCAGAACACACCUUGAUGGAGAGAUGAUGAGAUCUGUAGCUAAACAAUGUCAGGAGGGCUACAUUUUCCCCAGCAAUCCCCUAGCAAUAGGAAUUAAUCCAAUUGGGCACCCUGCCUGUUCAUAUUAUGACAAAAAAAAACCAAAACAGAUAUACCAGCUUUGCAAUUAGAAAAUGAUGGAACAUUAUUCUUCUAUCAUUUCCCCCCCAAAUUUCUGUGUGUGCACAAUCAAUGGGUAAAUGAAUCCCAUGCGUCUCUCCUAAUUACCAGUCACCCAACAAAAGCUGGCUAAUUAGUAACUUACAGAGCUAUGCAUCCUCAUAGUAGGAAAAACAAGCAUCCUUAAGGGAGUUUCAUUUCUAACUGGAAAGUGGUAGCCCACUGCUUCUGGCCUUUUUGUGUAUGUACUGAAUCAGACCAGCAUGGAAUCUCUGGAAAAAGCUGUGCUUUCAUGGUCACCUUCCAUUUCGCUUUUCCCUAGUUUAUAUCAAUUGGCAGAGCAAUUCUGUAGUGGUGAUGAGAGAAGGAAUCCAUGACAGAGCAACAACCAGAUUCAGUGCCCAAGGGUGGGAACUGGAAGCAAUUUUUUUCCAGCCAUUAACCCUAGUAGGGUGGAUUGCAGUGGCAGCCAUGAGGGUUAUAGUUCUGGCCAUUCUCAGGGCUCUUUCUUUCUUCUAGGAUUCAGUGGAUCUUACCUAAUAUGUUUUCAGGGUGUACUGCUUGGACCUGCAACACUCGUUCGGCCCACACAGCACUUGGAAAACCCACAUUUUGGACUAAAGCACCCAGAAUUCCCUAGGCAGUAUGGCCAUUGACCAUACGGGCUGGGGAACUGAAGGAGCUGUAGCAGAAAUAACUUUUGAUCAUUCUUCCUUGCUUCUCACUGGUGAAGUGGUAUGUACAGUGCUUCAUGCAGCCCUUAGAUUACACACUAAAUAAACUGAAAACUUGGAUUCAAGAAAAAGCAGAAUGCUGAUGUGUGUAUAACUACUGUAUACGGUGCCCAAUAAUAUACUGAAAUACCAGCAUGAAGGUCACUUUAUAAUGUAUUUAUAUUUGCCAUGAAGUCCCACUCUUAUGUCCGAGGAAGUGGACUUAUCCAUGAA
Molecule: messenger RNA, 5384 nt
Organism: Pogona vitticeps (central bearded dragon)
Lineage: Eukaryota; Metazoa; Chordata; Lepidosauria; Squamata; Agamidae
Source: RefSeq, a predicted model, not a curated record